Thermochaetoides thermophila DSM 1495 is the source of this 2724-nucleotide messenger RNA. RefSeq lists its product as uncharacterized. Gene Ontology annotation, cellular component: small-subunit processome; Noc4p-Nop14p complex; nucleolus. Bases 1 to 2724 code for a protein of 907 amino acids. Lineage: Eukaryota; Fungi; Ascomycota; Sordariomycetes; Sordariales; Chaetomiaceae. Gene Ontology annotation, biological process: maturation of SSU-rRNA. The transcript is spliced from 3 exons. The record is from RefSeq and is a predicted model, not a curated record.
AUGGCCGGAUCACAGCUCAAGAGGCUCAAGGCCUCGCUGCGCGAGCAGGGCCUCAUUGGUCCGCAAAAGUCGAAGAAGCAGAAGCGCCAAAAUGCCAACGACCCCAAGGCGCAGGAGAAGCGUCUGCAGAAGGCCGAGGCUCUCAAGAGCAUCCGCGAGCAAUUCAAUCCCUUCCAGUUCAAGACCAACGCGAGGGGCCCAAAAUUUGAGGUCACAACCAACAAGCCGACCGAUAAGAAUGGCAUGGUCAUUAAGGGCCGGCCGGAGUUGUCCCGGGCGAGGAGCGAAGAGAAGCGUCGCCAAACUAUCCUCGUCGAGAUGCAGCGGCGCAAUAAGGUCGGCGGCAUCAUUGACCGGCGUUUCGGCGAGGGCGACCCGAACCUUUCCGUGGAGGACAAGAUGAUCGAGCGCUACACCCAGGAGGCGCUGCGGGCCCACAAGAAGAAGGGCAUGUUCGAUCUGGAGGACGACGACGAGGCUCGCCUGACCCAUAUGGGCAAGCCACUGUUCGACGACGACGAAGCGCCGAAAGAGGACUUUUCCGAGGACGACCUGCCAUCUGGCGACGAGUCCGACACUACGCGGGCCGAGCGGCGUGCGCUGAAGCGCCAGCGCCUUGCUGAGGCUAUGGAGGGGCUGGAGGAUGAGGCCGGGCAGCCGGAGCGGAAGAAGACCAGGAAGGAGAUCUACGAGGAGAUUAUUGCCAAGUCGAAGAUGUACAAGGCUGAACGGCAAGCGAUCAAGGAGGAAAACAACGAGCUCCGGAUGGAGGUCGACCAAGAGCUCCCCGAGGUCCAGCAGCUACUCUACCAGAUCAAGAAGCCCGAGACCGAGAAGAAGGAGGCCCCAGUGCCCAUCAUCGCCGGCAAAGAGAAAACGGUCGUCGACAAAGAAUACGAUAUCCGGCUCAAGCAGCUCGCCAUGGACAAGCGUGCGCAGCCGGCCGAACCGGUCAAGACCGAAGAGGAGAAGGCGGCUGAAGCGGCUAAGAAACUCCAGGAGCUGGAGGAGAAGCGUCUGAAGCGCAUGCGUGGCGAGCCCGUCUCGGAUGAUGAGGAGAGCGAGAGUGAAGAGGACAAGGGGAAGAAGGAUAAGAAGGACAACGCUGUUGAUCCUCUUAAUGCCGAGGAGUCCGAGGAUGAGUUCGGUCUCGGUAAGGGCGUCAAGUACAAGCCAACAGCCACCGAGCUGGGUCUCGACGACGAAGACGACUUCCUGAUCGACGACGACCUUGUGGCGAGCGGUUCCGAAUUGGAAUUUGACAGCGAGGAUUUUUCGGAUGUGGAGAGCGAUGAGGAGGAAGGGAGCUCAGAGUCUAAGGAAGAUGAAGAGGACGAUGAGUUCAUCAAGGGCAUCUUGACAGAAGCCGAGCAACAAGAAGCUGUCUUCCAGCAGCCGAAGCAAGGCGACGACGAGAACGGGAUACCGUAUACGUUCCCUUGUCCGCAGUCUCACGAGGAGAUGCUCAACGUCGUCAAGGGCAUCGAGGUCACGAAGCUGCCGACUGUCGUCCAGCGGAUCCGUGCCCUCCAUCACCCCAAGCUGGAUGCGAAGAACAAGGAGAGGCUAGGAAAUUUCUCCCAGGUCCUCAUCCACCACAUCGCCUACCUGGGCGACCGCUUCCAGCCGCACUGGUUCCCGACUCUGGAGCAGCUGAGCCGCCACGUCCACUCGCUGGCAAAGACGUUCCCGAUUGAGGUAGCCAAGGCGUACCGCAUGCGCAUCCAGGAGAUGGAGGAGCAUCGGCCGCUUGCGCCCACUGUCGGCGACCUGGUGAUCCUGACCGCCAUCGGCACGACCUUCCCGACCUCGGACCACUUCCAUCAGGUCUGCACUCCGGCGAUGCUGGCCAUCGCCAGGUAUCUCGGUCAAAAGGUUCCUGCUGCGCUCUCUGACUUCGCCGUCGGCAUCUACCUGUCCAUCCUGGCUCUUCAAUACCAGGACUUUGCGAAGCGCUACGUUCCCGAGAUGAUGAACUUCCUUCUCAACACCCUCUGCGCUCUCGCCCCAGAGAGGGCCAAGUCCAAGCUGGGCAACUUCCCGGUGCACGAGCCGCCGGCGGGCAUCCGCAUCAAGGAUGCCACCAACACUCCCAUCCGCCAGCUCAACUGCGGCGACUGCUUGCGCAAGGACGAGCUCUCCCCAGCCGAGACCUCCUCCCUGCAGAUCGCCAUCCUCUCCACAGCAACCGCCAUCCUCAAGUCCGCAGCCGACACCUGGCACAAGCUCCCCGCGUUCAUCGAAUCCUUCCAGCCCGCUCUCUCCGUCGCCCAGCAUCUCCUCACCAAACCUAAUGCCUCUCAUCUACCAUCCUCUCUAACGUCCAAAUUGAACGACCUCGCCUCCCACCUCUCCCGCCUGCUCCAACUCUCUCGCCUCUCGCGUCGUCCCCUCGAACUGCACCACCACCGACCCCUGGCCAUCAAGACCUACAUUCCCAAGUUCGAAGACGACUUCGACCCGGACAAGCACUACGACCCGAACCGGGAGCGCGCCGAGCUGGCCAAGCUCAAGGCGGAGCACAAGCGGGAGCGGAAGGGCGCGCUGCGCGAGCUGCGCAAAGAUGCGCAGUUUAUCAGGAGAGAACAGCUGCGCAUCAAGAAGGAGAAGGACGAGGCGUACGAGAAGAAGUUCAAGCGCAUUAUUGCGGAGAUUCAGAACGAAGAGGGAAGGGCGGCCAACGAGUAUGCGAGGGAGAAGGCCGCGAGGAAGAGGAAGAGGUGA